AUGGAGCAUCGAUUUAAUGGCGGUGGCGGAGCAAAUCAAUCGCUUGAGGUUGCACGAGAUGAAGAACAGGCAGAGGAAAUCACGUACCCAUCAUCUCCUUCAUGGAGAACCCAAAAUCUGGGUUCAUUAUUGGAUCUACACAACUGGCAUCCCCAAUCGACGACUUUUAACCAUAUGAAUAAUGGUUUUAACCCUAUUACAUACAACCACGAUUUUGAUGGGUUCGUUUCUUUUAUUUACGUUGAUGCAGGGAAGAGGGAACUGUCAAAGGUGGAGGAGAUGAGAAUUAGAGUUUUGGGUGUUGGAAGAUGUGUCGUGGUGGCUGAAAAGGGGGUAGCGGGGAUGAGAUGGGUCAGUGAAGGUGAAGUUAGGGUUCCGACACUAUGGUUAUGA
Molecule: messenger RNA, 393 nt
Organism: Lactuca saligna
Lineage: Eukaryota; Viridiplantae; Streptophyta; Magnoliopsida; Asterales; Asteraceae
Source: the annotation of a GenBank genome assembly